CAGACUGUUUAAAUCCCAGUCAGUCAGGACAGACAGACAGUCAGGACAGUCAGGACAGACAGACAGUCAGGACAGACAGACAGGACAGACAGGACAGUCAGGACAAUCAGGACAGACAGACGGACAGGACAGACAGACAGACAGACAGACAGACAGACAGACAGACAGACAGACAGACAGACAGACAGACAGACAGACAGACAGACAGGACAGACAGGACAGACAGACAGACAGACAGACAGACAGACAGACAGACAGACAGACAGACAGACAGACAGACAGACAGACAGACAGACAGACAGACAGACAGACAGACAGACAGACAGACAGACCAGACAGACAGACAGACAGGACAGACAGGACAACUGGCGUGGUGUUUUCCAAACCUUCACCGUAACACAGUGCAAACUCAGGCUCAACACUGCACCACAGCUACAACACUGCACCACCAGGCUCAACACUGCACCACCAGGCUCAACACUGCACCACCAGGCUCAACACUGCAGCCCAGCCAUGAGCAGCACCAAACAACUCAACAACAGGAGCGGAGGCAAUGCAUCCAAGAAGAAGUGCCCCUUGGCCAUGGGGCUGGAGGACAUUGCCCCCCUGGUGCGCACUGUUGAGGAGAUCCCUGAGCCCAUCACCACGGUGAUCAAGGGGAACAUCCCAUCCUGGAUCAAUGGAAGCUUCCUGCGGAAUGGGCCCGGAAAGUUUGAGUUCGGAAAAGACAACUUCAACCACUGGUUUGACGGAAUGGCCUUGAUGCACCGCUUCUACAUCCAUGACGGUGAGGUGACCUACAGCAGCCGCUUCCUGCGCAGCGACUCCUACAUGCGUAAUUCUGAGAAAGACCGCAUUGUGGUGUGUGAGUUUGGAACCAUGGCCAUGCCUGACCCCUGCAAGAACUUCUUUUCCCGAUUCUUAUCCCGCUUCAAGAUUCCCAAGGCCACAGACAAUGCCAGUGUGAACUUUGUGAAGUACAAGGGUGACUAUUACGUAAGUACGGAGACCAACUACAUGCGGCGGGUGGAUCCACAGAGCCUGGAGACCAAGGAGAAGGUGGACUGGUCUGAAUACAUUGCAGUAAACUCCGCCACAGCCCAUCCUCAUUAUGACCGUGAAGGGGCCUCGUACAACAUGGGCAACUCCUAUGGCAAGGGCGGUUUUUUCUACAACAUCAUCCGUGUGCCCCCGCCUGAGAAGGUAGCGGGGGAAGACAAGGCUGAUUUCAGUGGAGCUCAGGUCCUCUGUUCCAUCCCAGCCUCUGACUCCAGGAAACCAUCCUACUACCACAGCUUCGCCAUGUCAGAGAACUAUGUGGUGUUCAUAGAGCAGCCCAUCAAGCUGGACCUGCUCAAGUUUAUGCUGUUCAGGAUCCAGGGCAAGAGCUUCGACAAGGUCAUGACCUGGGAGCCACAGUAUGAUACCAUCUUCCACGUGGUGCACAGACACACAGGCGAGCAAAGCAAGGUAAAGUACAGCGCCCCACCCAUGUUCACCCUUCACCAGAUCAACGCCUAUGAGGACAAAGGGUUCCUUGUAAUGGACAUGUGCUGCGGGGACGAUGGGGACGUCAUUGGAGACUUCACACUAGAGAACCUUCGAAGGGGUCCAGGGGAGGAGAUGGACAAGUUUUAUAACUCCAUGUGCAGAAACCUUCCACGGAGAUACGUCCUACCCCUGACCGUAACUGAUGACACACCCAGUGACCAAAACCUUGUCACUCUGCCUUUCUGUCAAGCAACUGCGGUCAAGACUGGGUGUGGAAAGGUGCUUUGUACACAUGAGGAACUCUAUGAUGAAGAGCUGUUCCAGUACGGUGGCCUGGAGUUCCCACAGAUCAACUAUGCCCAUUACAACGCGCGUCCUUACCGCUACUACUACGCAUGCGGCUUCGGACACCUGUUCAGCGACUCCCUGCUGAAGAUGGAUCUGGAGACCAAGAAACUUAAGGCAUGGCGUCACCCUGGUCUCUUCCCAUCUGAGCCUGUGUUUGUUCCUGCGCCCAACGCAACAGAGGAGGACGAUGGUGUGGUCAUGUCCAUCAUCAUCACACCCAGAACUGAGAAAAGCACGUUCCUGCUGGUUCUGGAUGCCAAGACUUUCACGGAGCUGGGCCGGGCAGAGGUUCCAGUCAACAUUCCAUUUGGAACUCAUGGAGUGUUCAAUGAGAUGCAAUGAAAAUGCUAACGUCAGAACCCCUUCAGCAUUCUGUGAAAUUACUCCAUCCAAAUCAAAUCAAAUCAAAUCAAAUUUUAUUUGUCACAUACACAUGGUUAGCAGAUGUUAAUGCGAGUGUAGCGAAAUGCUUGUGCUUCUAGUUCCGACAAUGCAGUAAUAACGAACAAGUAAUCUAACUAACAAUUCCAAAAAAACUACUGUCUUAUACACAGUGUAAGGGGAUAAGGAAUAUGUACAUAAGGAUAUAUGAAUGAGUGAUGGUACAAAGCAGCAUAGGCAAGAUACAGUAGAUGAUAUUGAGUACAGUAUAACAUAUGAGAUGAGUAUGUAAACAAAGUGGCAUAGUUAAAGUGGCUAGUGAUACAUGUAUUACAUAAGGAUGCAGUCGAUGAUAUAGAGUACAGUAUAUACAUAUGCAUAUGAGAUUAAUAAUGUAGGGUAAGUAACAUUAUAUAAGGUAGCAUUGUUUAAAGUGGGGUCUAGCUAGCUACAUCUUCAGAUAUUACAUGUUUCUCGAUGGUACAGCUAUAGAACUUUUUCAGGAUCUGGGGACCCAUGCCAAAUCGUUUCAGUCUCCUGAGGGGGAAAAGGGGUUGUCAUGCCCCCUUUACAACUGUCUUGGUGUGUUUGGACCAUAAUAGUUUGUUGGUUAUUACAUAAUUUCCCAUCAAUUCCCAUUAUUAAAGUGGCUGGAGUUGAGUCAGUGUCAUUGACAGUGUGUUGGCAGCAGCCACUCAAUGUUAGUGGUGGCUGUUUAACAGUCUGAUGGCCUUGAGAUAGAAGCUGUUUUUCAGUCUCUCGGUCCCAGCUUUGAUGCACCUGUACUGACCUCGCCUUCUGGAUGACAGCGGGGUGAACAGGCAGUGGCUCGUCUUUUCUGAUGCUGUUAAGAUAACAUCUCUAACUACUGCAGUACUCUUGGAGCAUUUUUGGUACAGCCAGAGGAGGAAGGCCCUCUCCUCUGAGUCUUGUUCCUCUUGAGGCUAAGACUCUCGAGGUUUGUUCCUUCUAGGGAGUUUUCCCCUGCCACUGUACUUCAGCUGCUUGCUAUUUGGGGUCUAGGCUCGGGUUCUGUAAUAAUAAUGAAGUAAUACAUUGGAUUUUUAUAGCACUAUGAAGUAUUUUGUACCAACUGCUAAGGUAGAAAGGCUUUAUAAAUACAUCUAAUUGAUUUAUUGAUAACACAGAACUGAGGAGAACCAGUUCCUCAGACCCUUUUAAAAUGUCAGUCUGUAGACACAUCUAUCUAUGUCAUAUCCUUAUCUAAAGGUGCCCUGCUUUGUAAAGUAAAUGUUGAUGUUGGUGACUGAUCUGGUGUUUUUUCAUGGACAUUAACUGUAGACCUUAGACUAAAACUUUUUUUUUUUUUUUUCACUACUUUGGUAUUCACAAUCAGUGUCAAUAUUUGAUCAAAUAUUUCUGCGGCAACUAAUUUUCUCUACAGCAAAUUACAAGAAGUCAACUGAGGCUCUGAAGUGAAAUGAGUUUUACUUGUUUAAUUUCCGAUCUUCAAAGUGUUUCAUAACAUGUACGCAUUUGAAAUACUAUACUCCCAUAGCCGUGCAGUGCACUUACAAAACAUGAAAAUGCCUCCAGGAAAUGUAAUUUCAGUUUAAGUAAUGUGAUAUAAAAUGGACAUUGUCUAAAAUGCCAGUAAAACAAAUGGCUUUCAGCAUUCAAUAGCCACCACUGAGAGCCAAAGGAAGGUCACAUUGACAACUCAGAUUGCAUUUCAUCCCAUUGUCAUGGCCCACUGUAAGGGUGACUUACACACACAUUCUUUUCAUAGACUGAAACAGAUUUAAUUGUUACAAUACAACUGUAGAAUGCAUUGCAAAUCUAUAUUAGUUUCUCAAUACUUCAUAAUUCUCAUUGUCACUGUCAUAAUUUAGCUGCUAGCUGGAUCACUGAAGGGAAUGUAGUCCAGAGGGUUGCACACACAUUAGUGAGAGCAGGAAGACUGAAAGAGCAGUGGAAGUAGCAAACGGCUGCCUAUUUAAUCAUAUUUUCCAUUCAAGCCAGGUCUCCCUAGGUUACUUAUUAAUUACCCCAUAAUUCCUAAUCUAAUCAGUCAUGCUUAACUACUCUUUGUACUCAAAUAUUCAAAUUAAUUAGUGGUCUAUCCAAAGGGCAGGAACAUUGGUAUGAGGGGAGGCUGCCAGGGACCGUCUGUAUCGACAUUUGAAUAAAUGUGGCACUAAUUUGCAUAUUGUCAAA
Molecule: messenger RNA, 4398 nt
Organism: Oncorhynchus kisutch (coho salmon)
Lineage: Eukaryota; Metazoa; Chordata; Actinopteri; Salmoniformes; Salmonidae
Product: beta,beta-carotene 9',10'-oxygenase
Exons: 13
Coding region: 514-2181 (555 amino acids)
Biological process (GO): retinal metabolic process; carotene catabolic process
Cellular component (GO): mitochondrion
Molecular function (GO): beta-carotene 15,15'-dioxygenase activity; carotenoid dioxygenase activity
Source: RefSeq, a predicted model, not a curated record